AUGGCAGUUGCCACCAAAGCCUUCUUUGACAUGAUGGCAGACAGCCACACAACCACGGCCAUGUUGUUCGGUGAUGUCUGCUACAACGUGACGGGGCCAAUUGUCCAGAUAGCUCACCAGUGGGGCAUGUUUCAGCUGUCAUACGCUGACACAAAUCCAAUGCUGUCUGACAGAGACCAGUUUCCGAAUUUCUACCGUACCGUUCCCAGUGAUAGUGACUUCAACCCUGCUCGUCUAGCUCUGUUGAUGCAUUUCAACUGGACAACCGUGGGCAUUGUCUUCCAGCACGCCAAACUGGGCGAGGCUAGGCAUGUGAGCUCAGAAGAGCAGAAUGUUAUUAUUGUUUUUCUUCCUCUUCCUCUCUCAUCUCUUGUUCGUGGCAAUUAUGUUGUCGUUAUUUUAUUUCCUGCUGUUGUCACUACUGUUGAUUUUUGUAUCCCUGCUGUGAAAGUUGCUUCUUAG
Candidula unifasciata is the source of this 462-nucleotide messenger RNA. Lineage: Eukaryota; Metazoa; Mollusca; Gastropoda; Stylommatophora; Geomitridae. The record is from the annotation of a GenBank genome assembly.